CCCCGGGCACCUGGCGGGUCUCAGGGAGCCCUGCAUGGUGUCGUGCACGUGUGUGUCUCGGCCGUGGUGCGGGUCCGGGCGGCAGGGUGCGGACAAGAAGGCCUCUUCCCUGGUCCACUGGCUGGCCCCGUGGCGUCCUCUCCGCUGCCUUCCUGGCAGCACGUGACCCCGCUGGUGAGCCCGUCCUCCUGGCAAGGCUCGGGGCCGGGCCGCACGCCCCCAGCUCCCCGGGCCACUCCUGCACCUUGGCCUCCGUGGCUUGCCCCAGGCUUGUGAGCCCCACGUUUUUUGGCUGGCCAGGGUUCCAGAGCCCCGGCCUCUGUCUACCCCGUCCAGGGCUCCUGCAUCACACCCCGAAACACGUGUGUGGGCCCGGGUUCAUCCCUUCCUUGCUCCCUCUUCCACUGUGGACACACUGCAGCCACGUGGCCACUGCGGGGACACCGUGGACAGAGUGUGUCCCAACCAGACCUUUAACUCCGCCUCCUCCCAUUCCGGGUCCAGUGCGCGCGCCCAGACCCCCGAGCCUGCGCUCGGCUCCGCGGCCGGCCUCGUCACUGUCCCUCUCGGCGUCUCUUGCGUGUGUUCACGUCUUGUCCUCUCCGUCCCCGGCCCAGAGCACGCCGUCCGCUGGCGUUGGCUGCUGUGCUGAGACCGGUGUCCUGGUCGUGUCACGGGACCACGGGCUGGGGCUCGGUUGGGGUGUGGGGAGAAGGGGGGGGGGAGGUUUCCCCUUCCUCAGGCCAGCCCAAUGGCUUCUCCUCCUGUGGUCGUCCCCGCACUGUGGUGUUCCAGAGUCUUUGUCAGACCCGAGGUCUCCGCGCUUGCUCCUUGGUGUCUUCCGGUGGCUGUUUUAGGAGCAGGGCCGAGAGGCUGAGGUUGGCACCUGGGUCCUUUCCUUCUGCAUGUGGAGCCCCGUGGUUUCAGCCGGAGCUUGCAGGCUCCGCCCUCGCACACCGCUGUCCGUCCGUGCCGUCCCGCUGCCGUGGCUCUGUCUGUCCGUCCGUGCCGUCCCGCUGCCGUGGCUCUGUCCGUCCGUGCCGUCCCACUGCCAUGGCUCUGUCUGUCCGUCCGUGCCGUCCCGCUGCCGUGGCUCUGUCUGUCCGUCCGUGCCGUCCCGCUGCGUGGCUCUGUCUGUCCGUCCGUGCCGUCCCGCUGCCGUGGCUCUGUCUGUCCGUCCGUGCCGUCCCACUGCCGUGGCUCUGUAGCAAGUCUACUCAGGCGCCACCCACCUGUCUUCUGACCUGGCUCUCCUUCCAUGCCGUGUCGCCGACUUGGGGGCUUUCCCGUCCCCAGAUAAGCCAGGGCGGGGGGUGGCGGGCCAGAGUCUGUGCCGGCGUGUGGGGACAGCUCAUGUCCAGAUAGGGUCGCGUCUUUCUGCCUCCGACGCAGCCUGCUCUCCCUCACCGACGUCAGUCGCCAGGCUUUUGUAGUCUGCCUCCCGUAGAUCUCACACACGUUUUGUUAGCGUUACCUAGAAGUCUGUCUGUCUGUCUUGGUGCGUGUAUGAACAAUACUGGCUUUAAUUUCAAAUCCGCAUGUCAGUUGCUGGUUUGUAGGAAGGCAGUCGGCUUCUGCCGUGUGUUCACAUACGACGACGCCCCUAUCUUAGAGUGGUGUUGUAGUGGCUUAUCAGUUCCACGUGUGCUUUUCUGAAUUCGUUCAGAUUUCCUGCGUAGACGAUCCUGUCAUUUGCGAACAGAGGUGGUGUCACGUCUCCUUCUCGGUCUGUGUGUGUUAUUUCUCCUGUCUGUUGCACAAGCCGGUGUAACAUUGGUAUGGCCGGGACGCUAGCGAGGGACACCGUGGCCUGUUCCCGAGCUUCCUGGAAAGCAGUGACUUUCCCAUCACGGAGGGGAUGUGAGUCGGCAGGUGUUUCGUGGGCGUUCCGGACCGAGCAGACACGUUUCGCUCCGUUCUGGCUGGGCUGGGGAUCCUCACCGUGCAUGGCGCUGGCGUCUGUUAAAUGCCUUUCCCGAGUGUGUUGGCACAUCCCUGCCAGUGUGGCAAGCGCAGGGGUCCUCCGUGGCUGGGGGUCCUGCCCGGUCGUGGCGUGGGUGGUUUUCACACGGUGCGGGAUUUCCGCUCCACACCUGCGUUGUGGGGAGCGCUUGCAUCGGCGUCCCCCAGGGCUCCCGGCCGGGAGCUCUCCUCCCCUGUGACGUCCUCGGGUGCGGGGUGCUGGCCCCGUGGGGGUGGAGGUGCGCCCUCUGCUUCUGUUCUGUGUUUCCGGGGCCAGGACAUGCGCAGGCAUGGUGGGGCCUGCUUCGCUUCCCUGCGUCCUGGUGCAGUUUCUUCUGGAGCUCUCUGCCCCGCACCUGCGGCUCCUGGGGUCAGCCAUUUGGGCUGAGCCUGCAGAAGUCCAGUGGGUUUCCAUUUCUAGGAGCUUCUUCCCACGUCUCCUCUGCAGACUGCAGCCCUGGGCAGACCUUCUGAGACGUGGGAUUUUGCAUCUUCAAGGGCUUUUCAUUCCUGGUGAGGGCGCCGCACCCUGAGGAGCGGCCCCCAGUGCAGUCAGUGCGGCCCACUUGCAGCCUCGGGCAGCUCCUGGGGGCGGGGGCCAGGGCGGGGGCCAGGCUGGGCCGCUGCCUGCUGCCCACUGCCUGCCUGCUUCCCUCUCUUGGCUCGGUGUAGGGUCAGUGGUUGGCACGCGGGCGGACAGGAGGGGCCCCCCUCAUUCCUUGGGUCUGGCGUGAGGCAGAGCGCUCGCUGGCCCCGCCGCGGCCCCUGCGGGGUGGCUGCAAAAGGAAUUCAGCUCAGAGGACACUCAGGCACGACCUUGGCCGUGGAUGUGUGGAGGAAGCUGGCCGAGCCUCUGCCGUGUGUUCUCUUUCCAGAGGGCGUCCUGCAGCGCCGGCCCCGCGGCUGUGGGAGCCUGUGGUGACGGGGAGCGCCCACGUUUGGCGGACACUCAUGUCCCGGGUCUGUGAGGCCUUCCCAGCCGCAUUCUGUGGCUUUGACCAGGCGUCUCGUUGGCGGACAGACAGUCCUGCUCCGUUGAUCAAGAACCUAAGAGGAGGCAGCCAACAGGGGUCUAAAAAUAGCUCCGUGGCUUCUCCAAGCCCCACAGCCUGCUUCUUCGGCCAAGGCUCCCCGUGUGGCACCGCCUCCUCUGUGUCCUCCCGCCUCCGCAGAGGUCCCCCCGAGGCUCCACCUACCAGCCUCGGCCCCGCCUCCCUGUCCUGCAGUCCCGCAGUGCCCGGCGCCAGGCCCUCCCUGCCACCACGUGCCUCCUCCCGUCAGAGCCCCCGUGCCCUCCUUCCCUUGGCUUCUGCCUGCGGGGUGAAGGGUGCCCCCUCCACCUGGGAGACGCUCUGUCCGGCUCCCUGCCCAGGCGGACGUCCAGGCCCCCAGAGGCCCCUUAACACAGUAGCCGGGCUGUUCACAAUGAGCCCCAUACGCUGUGGGCACCUGGCAAUGGGCUUGGCCCUCAGCGGGUUGCAGGCAUCGAGGGUGUGUCACCUGGGGUCGCUGUGGCCUCGUGGAGGUGCCACGGCAGGGAGGGUGUCCGCAGACCGGCCUGUGCAGAGGUGCUUCCUGCACUCGGGCCUCUCUCUCCAGGACGUGCGCGGGGCCUCCCCCUGGGCACCUGCCACCCUUCCAGCGUUGUUGAUGUCACCAUGGUGCACGUGUGGCCCUUGGGGUGACUGGGCCACGUCCGCUGGGGCCCCCUGCAUCUCAGACGUGCUGGCCCACCUCCCCUUUGGUCUUGGGCUGGGUUGGGUCACCGGCAGGCUGGUGCUGCCAGGAGACGGGGCCUGGUGGUUCGGCCGAGCCAUGCUGCAUCUGUGGACUUGGGGCUACUCCUGGGUGGGUGCGCUGAAUGCCGGGGCCUGCCCGUUGCCCCCCGACUCUGGCUGGGGCAGACCUCGGUCUCUUCAUGCUCAGGCGCUGUGCUCUUUUCCCACGACAAGAGCAUGUAUGCUUGGUGCGGGGAUGUGCACGGCCUCCAGGAGCAUGUCUGGGGCGAGCUGUGGGGCUGAGGGGCCCAGGCACCUGCCUGCCGGCCCAGGGUCUCUGCCAGGGGUGGUCAUGGGCUCCGACACCCUCUGCGCCAGUGCGUGCCCAGGACCUUCUCCGUGUCUUCCCAUUCCGUCACACGUGGAGGUCUGCCUGACCCUGGAGCCAUUCACGGGGUCCCAGGGCAGGGGCACAGGAAGGCCACACACCUUCCCAACGGCACAGCCACUGCAGCCGGCGCCCUUCUUCUGAGGCUCACAGCCUGCCUGUGCCCAGAGCAGAGCCACGGUAGGGCCGGGCGAGCAGAGCCCGAGCCAGCGGCCGUUCUCUGGCCUCAACCCAGCAGUGCUGCUCCGGCCUGAGCUGCGUGGCCUGGAUAGGGAGCCGCCAAGGAGAGGGAGGCCGCCUGGAGAAGUGCCUGAAGGCAUCUGUGUCUGUCCUAGGCCCAGGUGCGGGGAUGUACCGGGAGGACGUUAGGGCCCAGCAGGCGGUUGUCCCCAAGGCCAUGGUUUGGACAGAGGACAGAGGACAGAAAGCAAAAUGAGCUCAUGGUGGUGGUGGGGGGGGACACCAGGCAGGAGCUUCCAGAGCCCUCUCCCGGGGUGUCCCACAGGACACGCUUAGUUCCCCCCAAACGAGACAGCGCCGUGCGUGUGUGCUGUGGUCUCCAGGGGCUGGCAGAGACCCAGCUCCGGGUUCUCCACGGGGUCGGUCUCGCGGGCUCAUCUGCCGACUCGGGGCGGGGAGCAGGUGCUCAGCCCGAGCCUCGCGUCCGCACAGACAGUUCAGGGACCAGAGACCCCAGCAGUGAGGCUGGCCGGAGCCCGCAGUCCGGUUCCAGAUGCCGUGGAGGGCCAGACUCGCAAGCGGCCGGUGGGGAGGGCGGGCUCUGACCGUCAGUGCGAGCUCUCUCUCACGUGCGCUGCAGACUCGAGUCAUUCCCGGGGCCUGGCAGGACUGUUCUCAGGAGUGUGGCAGAUUUAGGAAGUUCCACAGGAGGGGAGAGGAUUCAGAGUUGGGACAGCUGGGGUGUGGGCAGCCCCCCACAAUGCCCGAGCACGCUUGGGUGGACUGCCCUCUGCCCUGGAUCAGCGGCGCUCACCGGAGACUGGGCCGUCUCUGCUCAGCGUCUUCUGUCUGUUUCUGAGCGACAGCAGGCCCAGUGCCUUGCUGGACUCCUGCUGUCUUCAUGAGGGAAGUGGGGGUUCCGGGUCACCUUGCGGCACUCAUCAGGGUGCAGGUGAGGCCAGUCACUGGCCCCACCCUCCCCUGGCCCCCACGAUCCCUCGUUCCCGUCCAUGGAGAAGCCUGGUCUGGACGUGUCACACGUGUGAACUCACACCCCACGUGGCCUUCUGUGUUUGGUUUCCUCCCCGCGCGUUAUGGGCUUGGGGUCUGUCUCUGGGGCUGCGCGUGGGCUUCUAGCUCCUGUCUGUGGCCGGGGGUCGCUCCUGCGCAUGGGGAUGCGCUGAUGGGUGUCUCUGUCGUCUGCUCUUCGGAAUCUGGCCGCCGAGACCGGGCAGGUGCAGGCUUUGCAGGGACACACGGUCUCGCUUCUCGGCGUAUGCGGAGGUGGAGUGCGGUCGUGUUUUGAAGAAUGAUAACAUCAGGCAUGUAGGUUUGCUGAAUGCCCCAGUUUGGGGCACCUCGGUCCGCAGGCUCUUGGAGGCCCCGUGUUAGUGUGCUGGGCCACGCCACACAGAGAGCUCUGCCCUGGUGUCGCUCGGUGCGUAGGUGCCUCCUGAGGGCACGACCACUGUUCCCUUUGGUAGCCCCGGCCGGCCAGCCCACUCCUGUCCAGAACUGCCGGCAGGCUGGGAACCCCAUGUGGCUGCGUCCCCAGCUGGCUCUGGGUGGCUCCAUGGUGCGUCCUCUGCUGGGGCUGGAGCUUCCCUGAGCCGCCGCCGGCCUGAUCCCAGAUCCUCCCCUCAUCAGUGACUGCGCUCCUGUCUCCUGUCUCCGGUUCUCUGCGCGGGUGGGCGGGGCGCGAAGCCGGCCGAGGCCCCGGUCGACGGAGGCCCCGGCUGGCCGAGGCCCCGGUCGACGGAGGCCCCGGGUCAGCCUCUGCCGG
This is a messenger RNA of Mustela lutreola (European mink), 6031 nucleotides long. RefSeq lists its product as uncharacterized. Bases 2914 to 4212 code for a protein of 432 amino acids. The record is from RefSeq and is a predicted model, not a curated record. The transcript has 2 exons. Lineage: Eukaryota; Metazoa; Chordata; Mammalia; Carnivora; Mustelidae.